AUGGUCGACGAUGCCGAGGAGGUCGGAUGUCUAUUGAAUUAUAUUGAAAGUUUGACACAUGGCAUAAAUUUACAAGCACCCCACGCCAACACUUCGAAUAUUGUUUUGAUUAUGGACUCACUUUUGCCGUUGGACAAAGUCCAGGAACUAAUUCAGUCAUGUAUGCUGCCAGAAUUAAGACAGGAUUUGGACAGCAUACCAAUAGAACGAGAUCAUUUCAAAUCAUAUCAUGAGUGUUUGAGAAUACAGUUACCGAUAUUAUUUGACUGGAUAGAGCACAUUAAGCCAUGGGAUGGAUGUCAACAUGAAUAUGACCAAACAAAUAAAGAAGAGUUGCAAGCAAAACUUAUUUUAUUACUUUGUGAAAUGUCUAUGCGGGACACAGUAUAUACAGUGGACCAACCUGAGCUACUGAACAAUGCUGAUAGAAUUCUACAAAGAUCAGCUAGGAUUCCCAAGGUGGUACAGGAAAAAUUACUUAAAUACUAUCAAGAAAAAUUGCAUAAGGAUACUUGGAAGAGGCAAAUAGGUGCCACAAAUGGUUUUGUCAAAUAUUUAAUGGUUAAUGCAGCAUCACCUAGCCCGCAAAACUUUAUGGAUCAACAGUUACUUAUGUUCUGUUUAUCUGUUGGCCUGAAUAUUAGGACAUGUUAUGAAACCCAUUACAAGCUCUUAAGUACACAAAUAUUUGCCAUAAUGCUUAACCAGGGGAAUUUCGAUGAAAUCUUGUCUAUGAAUAUACACAGUGUCAUAUAUGAUGCCAUUUUCAAAGAUCUUCAUAUUAUGGAUUCUAUUGAGUUUAUACAGCAUCAAUGGAAUUGUUUAUUAAAAUGUUUUGAUUUUUAUAAAGAUAUGGAUAGUUUUACGUGGAAUAAAUUGGACGAUUCUUUGGAAAUUCUACUGCGAAAUAUACCACUUGCUCCGAACAGUUUGACAUCAAUAAAUCUAAUGAAAUACCUUAAUAGAUUUAUUGUAUAUUUCAAUAUAAAUCGACAAGAAUUUGAUAAUUGCCUAUGUACAGAUUUAAAGGACAAUGAGACAAUAGAUAAAAUCCGUCUACUUGGAGGCAACAAUUCAAGCUAUACAUCAUACAGAUGGGCUAAAACAAUAUUGAAAAUGUUUAUACUGGAAUCAUAUCGUUUAAUGCAGAAUGUGGAUAUAUGUUUGGAUAUGUUAAAGGAAAUUCACCGUUGUUAUAUUGUUGCCAUAUAUCCAAUAAAUUUGCGAGUAAUUGAGCCCCAUCUCAUCACAUUUUAUGAUAAAUUCACAGCCGUUCUAAAGUACAAAAAUAUAAUGGGGAUAUAUUACAGGAAAUUACACUGA
Messenger RNA from Musca vetustissima, 1323 nucleotides. RefSeq lists its product as uncharacterized. The coding region runs from base 1 to 1323 and encodes 440 amino acids. The transcript is spliced from 9 exons. The record is from RefSeq and is a predicted model, not a curated record. NCBI's taxonomy places the organism in Eukaryota, Metazoa, Arthropoda, Insecta, Diptera, Muscidae.